GCUGUGACGGUUGACUCCUUCCUUUCCCUUGCUUCACUCGCUCUAUUCGAGGCACUCGUUCACGUCACACUAGAGGACGAGAUUAAGCACACUGCAGCGGAAACACGUGUAGGAGUGAUGUAAUGUCGCCCGUCUGCUGACCACGGAUGGCUGUUUGUGCCAGGCUCUGCGGAGUGGGUCAGUCGCGGAGGUGCCGGAGGCGACCGCGGCAGAAUCAGCAGGUGCAGGCGAGCGAUUCGGACAUGGACGAGGAGGACGAAGAGCGGAUCGUGGGCCAGAGGCGAGGCGACGCCUGCUGCGGGGGCCCGGAAAGCGGCGUCAACACCGCAGGGCCGAGCCGGGUGCACCGCGGUGUUGUGGGCGGCACGGGACACCCGCACCCGCAGGCUUUGUCGGAACUACCGCCGGAGCUUUUAGUGGAGAUCUUCUCUUUGCUUCCCGGAACCGCGCUCCCCAACGUCGCCCUCGCCUGCAAGACAUUUAGACAAAUCAUCAACACAGAAACCAUCUGGAGAAGGCGGUGCAUGGAAGAGUUCCACAUGAAGGAGGAUCUGAGAAAGAUGGAAGUGGGCGGAGUUUCGAGCCGAGACCUGUAUGUGAAACGUCUUGACCCACGAGUGAAGUCUGGGCGCUUUAUGACUCCGGACUACGAGUGUAUGGACUAUAAAGACGUGUACACGCACCUGCUUCAUCCGUACAGACACAUUUUGGGAUUAUGGCAGCCUGACAUCGGCCCUUAUGGGGGAUUAUUAAACGUAGUGGUUGAUGGGCUGUUCAUCAUCGGCUGGAUGUAUUUGCCACCACAUGACCCUCGUGUAGAGGAUCCCAUGAGAAGACGGCCUCUCUUUCGUAUCCACAUGUGGGAGACCAAAAAGGCUACUGUGGAGUGCAUGUAUGGACACAAGGGUCCCCACAGAGGAGACAUCCAGACCGUCAGGAAGGAUGAAUUCUCAACCAAAUGCAACCAGACGGAUCAUCACCGCAUGCCAGGGGGCAGACAGGAAGAGUUCAGGACAUGGCUGGAGGAAGAAUGGGGCCGAACGCUAGAAGAAAUCUUCCAUGAGCAUAUGCAGGAGCUCAUCCUGAUGAAGUUCAUUUACACCAGCCAAUAUGACAACUGCCUGACAUACCGGCGGAUCUACUUGCCUCCCGCAAUGCCUUCUGACUUGAUUCAGCCAGGCCUCUUUAAAGGCACCUAUGGCAGUCACGGUUUGGAGAUUGUCAUGCUCAGUUUUCACAGGACCUCGGCAAGGGCCACCAAACUCACUGGAGACCCCAAUGUUCCUGCAGGGCAACUGACAUUGGAUAUUGACUUGAGUCAGCCGCUCGUCCUUCCAGACUUGGAACAUCAGCGCAAUAUAGAGGAGCUGUCACGCCUCGUAUUGGGUGUACAUGAACAAGUACAGAGACAGGUGAGGGAAGGUACCCCUGCCACAGUGAGAGCCCCUGCAGAAGGUGCUCCCGGCGAUGCAAAUGUGGCGGAGGCCGACCAUGGCGUUGGUUCCAAUGGCUGCCAGCCAGGUCCAAGUGCAGACACUUGUCCUUCUGAGAGCCACCCCUUUGUCCUGCCCUUGGGAGUCAUGGCUCGCAAUGAAGUGUACCCACGCACUUGCAGAAAAUGCUUCUAUGGUACAGGUCUGAUCGCUGGGCAUGGCUUCACAAGUCCAGAGCGCACCCCAGGGCUAUUUGUGCUGUUCGAUCAGGAUCGUUUUGGCUUCAUCUGGCUGGAGUUGAAGUCGUUCAGUCUCUACAUUCGUUUGACGGACCACCUGGCGCAUGCACAUGCUCCGAACUUGGAGCGAUUUGAAGCCAUGCUGCGCAAUAUGCAGUCUUGGACAUCAUGAGGCCCCAAGCUUUAAUUCCCUUCCUGGCAAUAUGAUGUAUCAUAGGAAUAACCAUACAAAUAAAUAAUAAUAUAAGAGUACAUUAUACCUCGCCCACAUCCCCACAGCAGUACACAUUUUAGAUUGUGACAUGACCUUUUCCCGCCUCUCUGUUUCUCAAACAUUUUGUUUUACUGUCUAAAAGGGCAGAUUUAUUACUGACCCGUCUUGAUUCAUAGUGAAGUUGUUCCGGUGCAGCAAAGAAAAAAGAGAGAAAAAAACGGGUCACAGCUGUGUUUUUAUUUAUUUAUUUCCUCCAGGUGAAACCGAGGUAGGAUAUUGGAUACCGUUUAUGGUGGAUCGAACUUUAUGUGCCUCUGAUUCUGAAACCAUGUCUGUACUUCGUCGUCCUUGAGAAGGUAAUGGUGUUAUCCGAACAUAAUGGGCAGUGAAUGGUGCCAUUCAACGGCAUGUUGCAUUUGAUGUGCAUUUAGCUUUGGAGCAAAUUAUUUUUAGGAAGAAGUGCUGUAUGCCUUUCACUUUGAUUUAUAAAUUACAUGAUUUUGAAUAGACACCUUCUCAGGUAUUUUUUGUCAUCAAAUUGUCAAUUACAGGACACUCCUUGUGUCUUUGUCAUCAAAGUUAGUUACAGUGAGCCAGUUUUAAAGCUAGCCCAAUGAAUAAAGUGGUCCUCACAACCGCGGGGCAUCUUUGCAACAUUUGGCAAAGGAAUUGCUCUCUUAUCGAACUGCAGCGCAGAUGUAUUAUUUAUAUUUUUUUUUUGCUUUGAGCUCGAGUGAUAAUAUUUUCUGUGAUAUGCUUUGGCUCUUACACAUUAUUUCACUACACCUUACUUGAUAAUGUCAGAUGAAAAGUAUAAGAAAAAGUAUAAUAUAAGCUAUACAUACCACUGGGGUCAUACAAUGUAUUACUGGUACGUUUUUUUUUUUUUUUUUUUUAAAUUCGACACAACAUUACAACAUCUGGUAUGUGUACCAUUGCUGUUGAAAUGUUUUACCCAUCCACAAGGUUUGCACUUUUUCUGUUGUAUUUCAUGACACUGUUUCACCGGAUAUUCCAGACCUCCAAUAUCCUCUCAUUCUAUAUCACCGAUGUGUAUAUUAUAUGUAUGUAUGUACCCUGUAUGUCUUAUUAUGGCUUGAUGGAUUUACCCAGAAGCUUUUCUACGAUAAGUGCACUUUUCUGGGCCGUAUAGUAAAUCAUAUCUAAAGGAAGGACACAAUGGGCAGCGUGUUUAUAGUUGACUGCAGCUAUACUAACAUUUGCACACAAAAAAAAAACAAACCAACAAAAAAGAGCUUUUGUCUUGUUCAUCUGAACCAUAAUAAACGGUUCAAUAAAUUUUCCUAUCUGCAA
This is a messenger RNA of Hippocampus zosterae (dwarf seahorse), 3200 nucleotides long. It is a transcript of the gene fbxo31, whose product is annotated as F-box protein 31. The record is from RefSeq and is a predicted model, not a curated record. Lineage: Eukaryota; Metazoa; Chordata; Actinopteri; Syngnathiformes; Syngnathidae. Gene Ontology annotation, molecular function: protein binding.